GCCAGCGGAGCCGAGCUGAGCUGAGCCUAGCCCAGCUAAGCCCAGCUCAGCUAAACCCAGCCUGCAGCGCUCACCACCCCCUUCCCUGCCCCGCUGCAGCCGCCACCGGCAGAACUGACAUCUUCUACAUCAGCUGCAAAAAAAAAAAAAAAAAAAAAUGGAAACCAUGCAUGAGCUGAUCCCCUUCGCCAGAGAAAUGCUCAGCCAGAAGCCCAACAGGAAGAUGGUGAAGCUGUACGUGCUGGGCAGCGUGCUGGCCUUCCUCGGCGUGGUGAUCGGCCUGGUGGAGACGGUGUGCAGCCCCUUCACCUCGGAAGGGAGGCUAGAGGAGGAGGAGGAGGAGAAGACACCUGCCCCGAGGAGAGAGCAGAUGCUUGCCCAGAAACAGGAGGAUUUGAUCUUGGAAAAGAGCAAGAAGCCGGGGGCGAUGCCGCGGGCCCUGGUGACCCGGCAGCACGCGUCCUGAGAGCCCGCAGCCCAGCGCGAGAGACUCCGCUGCCCUGUGCCAGCCCGGGGUGGUGCCAGCAAGGAGAGAGAAGGGGCUGAAGGAGGAGACCGCAAGUGCAAGACUUGAAAGAAGCGAACGGUUUUAUUUGCUGCUGUGCAGCAGUGGGGAAAAAAUACCUUUUUGUUGGUAUAAACACGUGCAAGAUGCACAGCACGGUUUCUUAUUUUUAUUACAGAUGCAUUUUACAACAUUUUGCAAAAUCAAUAAAUAUUUUAUAUGGUA
Messenger RNA from Athene cunicularia (burrowing owl), 730 nucleotides. RefSeq names its product G0/G1 switch 2 (gene G0S2). Gene Ontology annotation, biological process: positive regulation of extrinsic apoptotic signaling pathway. Gene Ontology annotation, cellular component: mitochondrion. Bases 158 to 466 code for a protein of 102 amino acids. Lineage: Eukaryota; Metazoa; Chordata; Aves; Strigiformes; Strigidae. The transcript has 2 exons. The record is from RefSeq and is a predicted model, not a curated record.